Hibiscus syriacus is the source of this 1937-nucleotide messenger RNA. Its product is annotated as pentatricopeptide repeat-containing protein At2g02750. The record is from RefSeq and is a predicted model, not a curated record. Gene Ontology annotation, biological process: RNA modification. Gene Ontology annotation, cellular component: intracellular membrane-bounded organelle. Gene Ontology annotation, molecular function: RNA binding; protein binding. The coding region runs from base 11 to 1864 and encodes 617 amino acids. The transcript has a single exon. NCBI's taxonomy places the organism in Eukaryota, Viridiplantae, Streptophyta, Magnoliopsida, Malvales, Malvaceae.
GUAUAAUCCCAUGAAACACCAAAUUAUAAAACUGACAACAAAUAGAUUAUACAAAGCACUUCGUUUAUGCAGUGAAAACCUUGUAGCAUCCUUGCUUCCCGACAAAUUUACGUUCCCUCCUCUUUUCAAAGCUUGUGCCAAGCUUAACUCACUAAUUCAUGGCCAGAUCCUCCAUGUGCAUCUCAUCAAGACCGGAUUUUCCCACGACAUCUACGCUGCUACAGCUCUCACAGGUAUGUACGUGAAAUUGGCUGACUUUGAAUGUGCACUGAAGGUGUUUUAUGAAAUGCCUGACCGGAACUUGGCUUCUUUAAACACGAUGAUCUCUGGGUUUGGGAGAAAUGGGCACCGUAAAGAAGCUUUGACAGUGUUUAAAGAGAUGUGUUUUGGAUUGUGGAGGCCUAAUUCAGUCACUAUAGCUACUGUCUUGCCAGCUUGUCAAAGUCUUAAACUUGGCAUGCAAGUUCAUUCUUUGGCUAUCAAGAUAGGAGUUGAGUUGGACGUUUAUGUGGCAACUUCAUUGCUGACUAUGUAUUCUAACUUUGGAGAAAUAGUUCUAGCAUUUAAUAUGUUUGUUAAGAUGACCAAUAAGAAUGUUGUGAGCUAUAAUGCUUUUCUUUCUGGGCUUCUGCAAAAUGGGGUUCCACUUAUGGUGUUGCAGGUGUUUAAGAGCAUGAUUGAGAGUUGUCAAGUAGGACGACCCAAUUGUGUUACUUUCAUUUCUGUUAUAUCAGCAUGUGCAAGUCUUUUCUACCUACAGUUCGGCAAACAGGUUCAUGGGGUUCUUAUGAAAUCUGAGACACGGUUUGAUACAAUGGUUGGAACUGCACUUGUCAAUAUGUAUUGCAAAUGUCGGACUUGGCAAUGGGGCUAUGAUGUUUUCAACGAGAUGAAAGGAAGCAUGAAUUUGAUAACAUGGAAUUCAAUGAUAGCAGGGCUGAUGUUAAACAAUCAAAGUGAGAUGGCUGUCGUGCUGUUUGAGGAGUUGGAAGUUGAAGGAAUGAAACAAGAUUCAGCGACAUGGAAUUCAAUGAUAAGGGGAUUUUCACAGUUAGGGAAAGGAGUCGAUGCUCUUAAAUAUUUUGAGAAGAUGCAGUCUGCUGGUGUAAAACCGAGUUUAAAAUGCAUGACCAGUCUUUUGCCAGCUUGUUCAGUUUUGUCUGCUUUAAAGCAGGGGAAAGAGAUUCACGGGCUUGCUAUUAGAAUGGGUAUUAGUAACGAGGAGUUCAUGGCUACCGCACUGAUUGACAUGUAUAUGAACUGUGGGUAUACCUAUUGUGCACGUAAAAUUUGUUAUCAGUUCGAGUCGAAGCCUGAUGAUCCGGCAUUUUGGAAUGCAAUGAUUUGUGGUUAUGGAAGAAAUGGAGAGAAUGAAUCAGCAUUUGAGAUUUUUGACUUGAUGCUGAAGGAAAAUGUAAAACCAAAUUCAGCUACUUUCAUUGCUGUUCUAUCUUCAUGUAGUCACACUGGUCAAGUUGACAAAGGAUUACGAGUUUUCAAAAUGAUGGGUAAAGAUUGUGACUUGAGCCCAAAUCUUGAGCAUUUUGGUUGCAUAGUUGAUCUUUUGGGUAGAUGUGGAAAACUAGAGGAAGCUAAAGAACUAAUACGAGAACUGCCAGACUCUCCUGCUUCAAUUUUCGCCUCUCUGCUUGGUGCUUGUAGGUAUCACUUUAACUGUGAGCUAGGAGAAGAAAUGGCUAUGAAACUUUCAGAGUUAGAACCAGAGAAUCCAGCUCCUCUCGUGAUACUGUCCAACAUAUACGCUGCAGUAGGAAGGUGGGGAGAUGUGGAAAGAAUUAGACAAAUGAUAGAUGACAGAGGAUUGAGAAAAUUCCCUGGAUUUAGUUCAAUAUCCGUAACAUGAAAAGGAACUUCUUACAACAUCUGAAAAAUAUUCUUUUUCUCCACCAUAUUCAAACUCUUCUUCAUCUUCUUGG